Messenger RNA from Suillus plorans, 1443 nucleotides. RefSeq lists its product as uncharacterized. The record is from RefSeq and is a predicted model, not a curated record. Bases 1 to 1443 code for a protein of 480 amino acids. Lineage: Eukaryota; Fungi; Basidiomycota; Agaricomycetes; Boletales; Suillaceae. The transcript is spliced from 9 exons.
AUGAAUCAAAAAGAGCCCUCUGUCGAUCAGGACAGUACAUGCGACUCCUCUGACUUCCACGACGCCCUUAGCAGUAUUAGUGACAACCAAGACUCAUUAUUUGAUAUCUUCGCUAUAAAGAAGUGUCAGAAAAAAGUCACAGGCCAUUGUAAUGCCGCCGGCUUACAAGUUGGGUCAUGUGCAUUGGAAGGUACAUUAAAAGUGCCUUUCAAGGCGGCUGAGGUCAUCAAAAGCGUGAGAUAUUCUUAUGCAAUGACAUCGAUAAACAAUACAUCCAUCGUGCAAUAUCACAUCGCCAUCAGCAUGGGGCAGCUUCUAUGCCCGCAUUGUAGCAAGAAGUUCAAGACCCAAGGCUUCAAGAAGCACGAAACAAGCUGCAAGAAGCAGAAGGACACCAAGGCGGAACAAGCGGAGUUCGCCAUUCAAUAUGCACGAGAUCAGAAAAGAGCUCGGCAGCAGGCUCACACUGACAUGGGCAUGAUAACGCCCCCUAGCGCUGGCCCAUCGCGAUCAGUUGCUGGGAUUCAGAAUGCGCCCCCUGCAAUCAGGGAUCAUAGUCCUCUAGCAGAUAACCUGGACGCUGGUGAUUUCGAAGCCUACAAUGGGAACUACAAUGGGAACCUCAAAGGUGCUGGUAGCCUAGCCAACAGCCAGGGACAUUCUGUUGAACCGCAACCUGCAAUACCUCCUCCACAGCCCAUGGAAUUCAAAACGAUGUAUCAUCCUUCUGCUGGUCGUGAACCACUCCUUCAAACAUUUGAGGAGUUCGGCGUCAAUUCGCAUCCUGAGGAAGAGCUCCCUGUAGAUGAAGAGCCCUGGCGUCCUUUCUGUUCCCGCGGCGACUUCGAGUUUGCGGAGAUCGCACUCAAUGCCGCACUCAAUAAAUCACAAAUUAAUGUGCUCCUUGCGCUCAUUGGUCGCAUAUUGAGAGGAGAGAGCCGGGUAACUUUUUCAAAUGAUAAUGAGCUGCGCAAAGCUUGGGAACACGCAGCUGCUCAGGUGACGCCGUUUGUAAAACACGACAUCACCGUUCCUUACAAAAAAGAACAACGAGUGUAUGAGACUCACGCGCUGCCUCUGUGGGACUGGGCUCUUGAUUUGUUAGCUAAUCCGCUGCUUGCUCCGCAUUUUGUCUGGGAUGCACAACGAGUUUUCAAGCACAACGGCAGGGAGUUUGAACGCUUUUACAACGAGCCUUGGAUGGCAUCAACAAAUCAGAGUCGCCUUCCAAGUGACAUUAAGGCCGCUCCAUUCUGCUUCAUCCUGUAUGCGGACAAGACAAGACUGUCGUCCCACGGUACAGUAAAGGGAUAUCCUGUCGUGGUCCGUUGCGCGAAUUUGCCAGUUGGCAUACGGAACGGAGAGGGCAUCGGCGGUGGCCGUGUUGUCGGGUGGUUGCCAAUCUUGCAGGUAUCUGAAGAUGCAGACGAAGAAGGCUGUUAA